Messenger RNA from Naegleria lovaniensis, 2967 nucleotides. RefSeq lists its product as uncharacterized. The record is from RefSeq and is a predicted model, not a curated record. Bases 1 to 2967 code for a protein of 988 amino acids. Gene Ontology annotation, cellular component: spindle pole. Gene Ontology annotation, molecular function: protein binding. Lineage: Eukaryota; Heterolobosea; Eutetramitea; Acrasida; Naegleriidae. Gene Ontology annotation, biological process: mitotic cell cycle; spindle organization; establishment of meiotic spindle localization. The transcript has a single exon.
AUGCCUGUUUCAACACGAAGAAGCAAAGCAGCUGCGAAAGAGAAUGGUGAUGAGGAGGAUCAAGAAGAAAAAACACAAGAGGCUUCAUCGGACUCAAAAACGAAGACACCUAUAAAGGACAGACCAAAAAGAAAGAAGAAGGAAACAACAACAUCAUAUUCGCAACAACAAUCAACAUCUGUGGAUGAGGAUUUGAUGGAUACCAAUGAAAAAUUGCCAAUUCAAAAAACACCAGUAAAAGCUCGGAGGAGAAGAAAAAAGAAUAUAGAAAGUGAUGAUGAGGAAUUACAACAACAGGCUCAGCCAACUAUAGAAAAUAAUUUUAGCAAUCAUGGUAUUAUAAAUAAUGGUAAUAAUGAAGAAAACAUUAGCUUGGAAAACCGUGAUGAUGAUUCAUUAUUUACUCCUAAAAAGUCUUCCGGCGAGACGACAAAUUCAGAGAUAAAUAGUGACAGCAAUGCUAUCGAUGAGUCAUCAAAGUUGCUUUUGGCAUUAACAAUCCAAAGUAUUUAUAUGAGAAAACUUUGUGAACAAGACUUCUUCAGCCAAUUACAUCACCUGGAAGUAAUACAAAGCUAUUGUCGAAGAGUUUUGGCUCGAAUUUCGUUCUCUAAGCUAAGGUUACGAAGAGAACAAAUUUCAUCAGCCGCAAGUUUGCAACAAGCCAUGUAUAGAGGGUUUCAAGAGAGAAAUAUAUACACUCGUCUUGUAAUGUCCAUGAUCACUAUUCAAUCAUUGUUCGCUGGCUAUUCUAUUAGAAAAGACUUGAACAGAAGACGAAAAGAUAGAGCACAAGAGUUAGAGAACAAGCGAUUGCAGGAAGAAGAGCUACGAAAGAUUCAUGAAAGCUCAACAAUUAUUUCUGCACUUUUCAGAAGUCACAUCAGCAGACAAUACAUAGACUCGAUGAGCCGGAGUGCUCUCGUCGUACAAUCUGCAGUAGUGGCAAAGCAUCAAAGACGUAAUUUAUCACAACUAAUCUGCAGCGUUUCCAUAAUGCAAGCAACAUUUAGAGCAAAAUUUGCACGGGUGGAAAUGCAAAAAUUAACAUCCGCAUUGUGUGUAAUUCAAUCAUUAUGCACGGUUGCUUUGAAUAGGAAGCGAAUAUCAGAACAAGAAAAGCGAACGCGAGACCAACUCAUCACUAUCCAAUCUGUCACCAGAGGAAAACAAGCCAGAUAUUUUGUAAAACGACAAUAUUCCAAUAUUCUGGUGAUACAGGCUAUCGCUCGCUCAUUUAUUUGCACUAGGUCUUACAAGAAUGAAAAGGAGAGUCUUUCGUACUCAGUACAAGCCAACUCGCUAGAAAAUCUUGAGAAUUCUCAGGAUACUAUUUAUUCGGACGCAAGCAUCGUUAUUCAAGCUCUCUGUAAAUCCAAAACAGCUAGAUCGGAGUGUGACCGUGCAUUGCAUAUACUUCCAAUCAUACAAGCAGUUAUCUUGGGUAAUAUUACAAGAAAAGAAUAUUUCACACAAAAGUGUUCCAACUCGUUUGGGUCACAAACCAAGGACAUUCAACACCAAUUAACAAAUAAGAAACAGUCCAUAGCGAAAUUUGCAAAAAAAGUGGACGAAAUUUUGACAACUUUCUUAGAAAUGGAAAAUAUCAGCGAACGUGUAAAUGGUGAAAAAGCCGAUAUUGAAGAUUCCUCUGACAAAAAACGAAAAAGAACUUUAUUCGAAGAGGAAGAUAGAAACAGUAACGAGUCAUUAUUGGACGAUGAGACGUGUCGAGUAUUGGACUAUGAAAUCAAGAAACAAAAGAAACAAACUGAGGAACUUUUAUACAUUAUUGAUGAAAAAGUAAUUUCUAAAAAGUCUCAAAAAGAGCAAAUAGAUGACCUGUUGGUCCAACUAGAUCAAGAAACGGAAGUCAUAGAAGCUCUCCAGAAAGAGCAUGACGAAAAGUAUAGGAAAUUGGAAGAGGAGUUGGAACAUAAUGUCACUGCAGAACCUCCAAAAGAAGAUUUUGAGGAAACCAAAGAUCAUGUGAUAAAUGUAACGAACGUCAACAAUCAGGACGAGAUCAUUUCAGAAAAAGAACAAGAUUCAUCACUGGAGACAGCAGAACAUACAGGCAAUAUUCAACUCAAUGAUCCAUUUGAUAUUUCCAAUAUUAGCCUUAUAGGAACACCAAAACAAACAUCUAGUAGUAAGCGAUUGAGCAGACCAUUAAUGACCACAAAUCUCACAACAGCCACCAGCAACCACACGGAAGAGCAUCCUGCAUUACCUUCUACCAUCACUCCAAAAACAACCAAAUUCUUUUCCGUGUUUUCUCCUUCUCCUAUUUCUCACAAGCCAAUCUCCAAUAAUGUGAUACGUCAUGAACAGAAAUCUCUCGCUCAAUUAUCCAUGCUCUCUCCUUCCGUACCAAAGCUAGUAUCCAACAACAGACAAGGAAUGGCUUCCAACGAACCAUCACAACAAAUACUUUCUCCAAAAUCUAAAAUUUUGAACAGACAACAAACCCCAGUCAAAAAGUCAACCUCUCGAUUACUCAACAGUAGUUUUAUUUCACCUUCUCCUUUCUUGAAUUCCUCCAUGUUGACCUCCUCUUUAAACAGCACUCCAAAUACUUCAUCACUAAGUGACAAUGACGAAUCUGAAGUGUUCAUGUCACCCAACACUUUUAACAAUACUCAAAUGAACAGAAAACGAAAAUUGGACCAAUUUUCUAACACUGAAAUAAUUUUUCCAGGACAAGUGGAGUCUGUUCCAACGAGCAACAAACUUAAAUUGCUCAAGAGAGAUGACAAGAAUGUAAAAUGGGCCGGUGUAAAUACCAAGCUGCCUCACCCAAAGACAAAUCCGGUGGCUGAUGAUUUUAAUCCUAAACAUUCACCAAACAAGGCCUCGUCAUCAUUGAAUGGUAGUACCAAACCCAUUCUGUCAGAUUCCAACUGGAGAUUCGAAACAGAUCCAACCAAAAAGCCUCCCGUUCCACCAAAACCACCACGUCCAUAA